Molecule: messenger RNA, 228 nt
Organism: Blepharisma stoltei
Lineage: Eukaryota; Ciliophora; Heterotrichea; Heterotrichida; Blepharismidae
Source: the annotation of a GenBank genome assembly
AUGCAAUUUCAAAAUAAUCAAGCUAAAGCUAUAGAAGUAUCUAAAGAUGGCUGAGUAACUUAUAGGCAAUUCCCAACAUUAGGAUAUAGCCAUUCAAUUGCUUUUCAUAGCCAAGAUUUUGGAAUUCUAAGGCAAACAACGAAUCACAAGUUAGAGCAGGCUUGAAGCAAAAGACUAAAAAGGAUCUGGAGUAUUACUAUAUGCAUUUUUAUUGACUUCUCAAUCUAA